This is a messenger RNA of Erigeron canadensis, 1230 nucleotides long. Its product is annotated as cardiolipin synthase (CMP-forming), mitochondrial. Gene Ontology annotation, molecular function: cardiolipin synthase activity. Gene Ontology annotation, cellular component: membrane; mitochondrion. The record is from RefSeq and is a predicted model, not a curated record. Gene Ontology annotation, biological process: cardiolipin biosynthetic process. NCBI's taxonomy places the organism in Eukaryota, Viridiplantae, Streptophyta, Magnoliopsida, Asterales, Asteraceae. The transcript has 8 exons. The coding region runs from base 119 to 1078 and encodes 319 amino acids.
ACUGUCAACUUUUCUUACUUUCUUUCUUGUUCAUCAAACUUUGGAAAAAAAAAACAAAAAAGAUAUCCCCUGCAAAACCCUAAUUACAAUGCGCCACCAUUAAUCAACCAAUCAAUCAAUGGCCAUUCUCAGAUCACUUAGAAAACUCGCUCAAAAAACCAUCAUCUCCAAUCCGACGUCGUUUCGAUCCCUCACCUCUUCAAAGCCGCCACCUUUAUUCCCAAAAAAUCCAAAUCACACACUCCAUGGCCCACUUUUUCUAUCUUAUCCUCCCUGGAAGCUUUUACAAUCAGCUACACCUUUACACUUCCAAUCCGACGUCGUUUCGAUUCCUAAUCCGCACCGUUUUGUUAAAGAAACUAAACUCCCCACCGUGAAUUUAGGGCUAGGGUUAAGUAAGGCUAGUUCUGUUAAUAAUAAUAAUAAAGAGGUGGAAUUUGAGAGUGUUGGGACACGUGGAUUGGUGGAUAGUUUUGUUAAUUGGCCUAAUUUUAUUUCCAUGACUAGAUUAGUUUCUGGCCCUGUUCUUGGAUGGAUGAUUAUGCAUGAUAUGUAUCUUCCUGCAUUUGUUGGACUCGCUGUGUCUGGGGCAACGGACUGGUUAGAUGGAUAUGUGGCGAGAAAAAUGGGAAUCAAUUCUGUGGUUGGUUCAUACCUUGAUCCUCUUGCCGACAAAGUUUUAAUUGGAUGUGUUGCCAUGGCUAUGGUAGAAAGGGGUCUUUUGCACUCAGGACUAGUUGCUCUUGUUGUGCUGCGGGAUCUUGCUCUAGUUGGUGGUGCUGUGUAUGUAAGGGCUAGCCAUUUAGGUUCAGAGUCAAGGAGUUGGUUAAAGUUUUUCGAUCUUGAUGGGAUCCGCCCACAGAAAGUUGAGCCUUUAAUGAUUAGUAAGGUUAACACAUGUUUGCAACUAGCCUUGGUUACAUUUGCUCUUCUGCAACCCGAUUUUGGUACCGAGGAAACCCAAUCAUACAUCACGUAUCUAAGUUGGUUAGUGGCUUUAACUACUGCAGGCUCCACUGCGGUUUAUGGUAAACAGCAUCUGAAGAACAGAUCCAUUUUCAUUCAAAAGAAAGUCUAAUCUGAACUCCUGUAAAUAGUAGUAGAGUUUUUUUUGUCAUCAAACGUUAACGAUACCGACAAAUGUCAAUCGAUAUAGGUAACAGCGUAGUUGUCAAAUUGAUGUUGUACGCGUACUAGAUUAGAUUAUGAAUGGAAAGAAUUAGAUUAAAA